Messenger RNA from Neocloeon triangulifer, 2077 nucleotides. RefSeq names its product synaptic vesicle glycoprotein 2B-like. Gene Ontology annotation, cellular component: membrane. The transcript has 13 exons. Gene Ontology annotation, molecular function: transmembrane transporter activity. Gene Ontology annotation, biological process: transmembrane transport. NCBI's taxonomy places the organism in Eukaryota, Metazoa, Arthropoda, Insecta, Ephemeroptera, Baetidae. The record is from RefSeq and is a predicted model, not a curated record. The coding region runs from base 310 to 1980 and encodes 556 amino acids.
UCCGGAUAAAUUUCUUUCUAACGCGCGCCGUAAUUGGCACAUGCAUAAUUUGUAUUGGCUCGCGUGUAAGAGGGCGAGCUGGAGAGCGGCCGGCCACUCGGCAUAAUAGCAUUACGCGCCUGUUAUUGUCCAAUUUGUCCGAACACUGAUCUCGCGAGAGACCGACUGCGUUUGAUUGCCACUGAAUACAUCCACCCAUCCAUCGUUAGCCGACCUAGUCAUAUUCUACACGCCCGACUUUUGAGCUGCCGACGUGGAGCCCUUCAAAAUCCACCCACCAACGCUGCUGCCCCCUAAGUCACCGACAAGAUGGUCCAUGGUUGCCGCUUGAACAACGCCUCGUCGUCCACAAGUACAAACGUUACAAAAUCUACAGAAAAUGCGACGUUACAAAAGGAGGAAAAUUUGAAGCUGGGCGAGACAGAAAUGGAAGUUCUUGGAAAAGAAUUCAACUGUCAAGACCAAGAACAGGUGGACUUUGAAAAGGCAAUCGAACUAACUGGAUAUGGCCGAUUUCAUUAUUUUCUGUUGGUGGUGUGCGGAUUCGUGAGCACCAGUGAGGAGAUGGACGUCGUGUCCAUGUCAUUCAUUUUGCCAUCGGCGCAGUGCGACCUAGACCUCAACACGUACACCAAAGGCUGGCUCAACAGCAUAAUUUUCAUCGGUAUGAUGGCCGGCGCGUACAUUUGGGGCUCAGUGGCCGACUCGCUGGGCAGGAAAAAGGUGCUCAUCAUUAUCUCCUUCAUGACUGGAAUUUGCAUUGUUGCUUCGAGUUUCAGUCAAAGCUACGCAGUUUUCAUGUUCUUUCGCUUUCUCAAUGGAGCCGCGUUAGGUGGUAGUGGGCCAGUGAUUUGGUCUUACUUUGCCGAAUUUCAGCCAAAAAAGAAAAGAGGCUCGAUGCUGAGCUUCAUGGCCGCUUUCUGGACUCUAGGAAAUUUAUUCGUAGCAGGACUGGCCUGGUUGGUGAUUCCGAGCACGCUGGGCUUUGUUUCCGCCAACUUCACCUACAACUCGUGGCGAAUCUAUCUGCUGAUUUGCUCGCUGCCCAGUUUCAUGGUGACUGCCCUGCUUUUCUGUCUGCCCGAGAGUCCCAAGUUUCUGCUCAGUCGAGGCGACCACGAAGAGGCGAUUGCUGUUUUCAGACACAUUUAUGUGAUGAACACCGGAAAAGAAGCGACGACCUAUCCAGUCAAAAGUCUUGAGGUGGCACUAACAAACAACCAAUUUGGAGCAGACAAGGAGAGUGCAGGAGGCAAAGUGUUUUUAGGAAUGAUUGGGGACGUGUCAAGAAAUAGCAAACAACUUUUCACGUCGCCUAUACUCAAAUUUACGAUUAUUUCAAUCGUCAUCAAUUUCUCAUUCCAUAUAGGAUAUUACGGUUUGAUGAUGUGGUUUCCCGAGUUGUUCAACCGCUUCAACGAGUUCAGCGAAGCCCACCCUGGCGAACCAGCAACAAUAUGCGGCGUCACUGAGUAUGUUGUGAAAUCCGGAAUCAACUCGGACAAUUCUGACACCUGCUCCGACAAAAUUGCGGGCUCGGUAUUUCUCGAGUCACUCAUCACGGUGGCAGCGGCCGUUCCGAGCAAUAUUUUUGCCGUUCUUGGCAUCGACCGGCUUGGGAGAAAAUUCUACCUCGUUUUCAGUACUUUUACUUCAGGAAUGUGCGCCAUUGGAUUGUUCUUUGUGUACAGUUCGACAAGCAACCUCAUUGUGUCCGCAGUCUUCAGCAGUGCCAUCAGCUGCGGAAAUGCAGCUCUAGACUGCCUCAUCACAGAAGUUUUUCCAACCAAUUUAAGAGCAACUGGAGUGGCAAUAUCAAUGAUUGCAGCAAGGUUGGGUGGAAUUAUCGGAAACAUUGUGAUAGCCACUUUACUGGACAUGUACUGCCCAGCGCCUACAUUUAUAAUUGCCUUUCUACUAAUAGGUGGCGGUCUCCUGUCCCUCUUUUUGCCAAACACAACUCGGGCCCCCCUAGCCUGAGCAUGCCAGUAAUCAACAAUGUGUGAUAAAACUUUCAAUGUCGCCAAUUUAUAAUAAAAUAUUAUAUACAUAUUUCAUAAUAAAGAAAGUGUCUCUG